Anolis carolinensis (green anole) is the source of this 3832-nucleotide messenger RNA. RefSeq names its product taperin (gene tprn). Gene Ontology annotation, molecular function: phosphatase binding. Bases 11 to 2401 code for a protein of 796 amino acids. Lineage: Eukaryota; Metazoa; Chordata; Lepidosauria; Squamata; Anolidae. The record is from RefSeq and is a predicted model, not a curated record. The transcript has 4 exons.
CGACGGCGAAAUGCCCUGCCUGAAGGACACGAUGGUUUUAUCCAAUCGGGUGUGCCUCAAAGAGCCGCUUUGCCUCCCAGCCAAUGGGCGCCGCCGCCUGGGGGAUGCUCCCCAAUGGCCAGCGGCGACGCUCCCUGGGGCCCGCCCCCUUUUCGCCGGACCAAGCCGGAGAGGGUCAGUCUCCCUGAGGAGAGGGCGGCGGGCGGCCGCGUCUUGGCUCCCUCCCUCGCUGCUGUCUUCUCCCUCAGGCGCCAUGAGUUCGGCCGGGCUGCCGGCAUGGAAGCAGGCCAUCCUGGAGCGGAAGCGGGCCAAGCUGGCGGCCGGGCUGGAGCUGCCUCCGAGAGGCGCUCCGACGGCGAGGCCGCCCGGCUCCGAAGGGAAGCGGGAGGCGGAGGAGGAGGAGGAGCGGCUGGUGGUGGCGGAGAGCCUGGGCCCGCUGCGGGAGAACCCCUUCAUGCGCCUGGAGAGCGAGCGGCGGCGGCGGAGGAGGAGGACCAGCGGGCCCCGGGCCCCUCCGCCCGCGCCCAGGCCCCCUUCCCCGCCCAAGCCCGCCGAGGCGCCCGCCCUGGCCCAGCUGCUGGAGCUCUACGGCUCCAUGCCGGGCAUCCGCACCAUCCGCGCCGACAACAUCCUCAUCAUCGAGUCCCAGGAGAAGGGCCCUGAGGGGAAGCCAGGGGGCGGGGCCUCUGCCGGCUCUCCAGGGGGCGGGGCGUCGCACUCGCCCCGCCCCCUUUGGAAGCAUCAACAACAACAGCAGGACCCCCUCCGCGCCCUCCUGGCCCGCAGUGGCUCCCGGGUCACUGAGAUCCGCGCCUCCGAGGUGGUCAUCUACGAGCCACGGCCCCCGGACCCCCCGGAGAAGGAGCAGGAGAAGGAGCCGGACCCCGAGCCGGGCAGGGUCAGCCGCCUGCUGCAGAAGUUCGACCAGCGGAGGGGCCCCCGUGGGAACAGGGCCUGGUGGCGUGGCGGAGGGGCCGCGGGGGCGGAAGCGGGCCCAGCGGUGGUGCCAAAGUCUCCCUCGGAGGAGCCCCGCUUGCCCCCCCACUCCCCACCCCAUGGCGGCCUCCCGCCCCCCGCCCGGGGCUUUGUGCAGAAGAUCGGGGCCAACUCCUUCACGGUGAACCCUCGGGGGCACCUCCGCCUCCCCAGCCACCCGCCGGCCGUGCUCAGCAAUGGGCCCCUGGAGCCCCAGGAGAAGGAGAGGGAGGAGGAGGACGAGGAGCCCGCCACCCUGCCCAGGAACUGUGGGGCUCACGGGGCUCCGGCUGCCAGCGCCCCGCCAGUGCCAUCUCCGCCAAGCCCCGCCAGCCCCUGGAAGCCAAAGCCCGAGAAGAGCCCCGAAGCCCCCCUUGCAGACAGCAGUGCCAGUCCCGACAGCAGUGCCACCACGCUGCCACUCAACAACAACGGCAACGGUGCCUUCGAAAUCCGCCCCGCCCCCAAGCCGGACCUGGCCGCCAUCCCGGCUCACGAUUUGCAGGCCCAGGCGCUGGCCAGCCUCAGGCUCAACUCCCGCAACUCCUUCCUCUUCGUGCCGCGGAGGAAGCUGCCGGAUCCCGAUCCCGCACACGUCCCCGAGAAGCAGUCCGAGACCCCGGUGCCGGUGACAUGCAUCGACGAGGACCUUCUGGAGCCAGAGCCGGGCUCCUUGCCCCCGCUGAGAGUCCUGAGCCCCAGGCUGGAGGGCUUUGACGUGCUGCUCGAAGGCGGCCUGGAGAUGGAGGAGGCCGCAGUGGCGUCCCUGUGCAGGACCCCUCUGGCCUUCCCCCCGAAGAACGGCAACACCUUCACCGUCGUGCCCAAGAGGAAACCCCCCGCGGCCGGACUGGAGACCUUCCACAGAGCCUGGUUGCCGGAGGAGGAGGAUGAGGAGGAGGGCAAGGCCCGGGCCCCUCACCUGGAGCUGGGCCACCUCCGCAAGAAGCGCUACCCCACCGUCCACGAGAUCGAGGUCAUCGGUGGCUACCUCUCCCUGGACAAGUCCUGCAUGAGCAAAUCCGGCUCCCAGCGGAAGAAGAUGAAGAUUUCCUUCAACGAGUCCAGCCUGCAGACCAUGUUUGAGUAUCCCUCUGAGAGCUCUUUGGUGGAGGAAGAGGAGGAGGAGGAAGAGGAAGAGGAAGAAGAAUAUGCCACGGAGGUGGAUGAGGCCCCGCUAGCGCUCUUCAUCCCUCGCGCCACCGGCACCAGGCACCCAAACACCACCAACUCAGGUUUAUCCAGUUACACCCCAAAGCACUCCCUGGAAUUCGGCAAGUGGCAGGAGAAGCAGCAGGAGGGGGCACCUCCAAGUCCAGGGGCCUUUCCACGAGAUGCUGACCAGCUGGUCCUCCAAGACAUGCUCACCCCAGCCGACACGGACAGCCUCUCCGACUUCAGUAGUGAACCUGCCCUUUACUUCUGACUUCCCAGCCUCACUUGGUGCUGAGCAGAGAGACCUGCGGAGGCCUUGGGUCACUCCAGAAAAAAAUGGAAGGGUUGGACCGUCUUUUCCCUUGUGAAUGCGAAGGGGGGCGUCUCAUACUUUCAGCGGAUGCUCAGGCAUCCUUUGCUUGGAGGCAGCUCACCUCUUUUCUGCCCGUUGCCUUAAUAGUUCUGUCUUCAGACCAGCUUUGAAAGCAAGUCUCCUUGAUGGAUGCAGGUCUGAGCGAGUUACUUCCCUGCUGCUGGUUUUGAGAUUUCUCGGAAUACAGCUACCAGCAGCAUUCGAAUGGGGCAGUUGAGCUGGUGCUGAGUCCAAGCAGACAAGCUGUGCUUUGAUAGCUGGAAAACCCCAUAUUGGUGAAUGUUUGGACUCCUCUUGUGCGCAAAGCCUGACGUUGCCUGCGUUGGUGAGCACAAGAAAAGGACAAGAGCGGCCCUCCGUGUCUCUGACGUGGGCAUAGCCAAACUCCAGCCCUGCCUGGGUCCCCUUACGUUCAGGUGCUGUAACAAACAUGACGUCAGUGAGGGCGCAGGGGCUGGGGUAGGCCUUGUAGCAGCGUGGACCACUUCUCUGUGGAGCUGAGUGUUUGUGGUGCAUGCUUGCACACAUAACACAUCUGGAUCCAUCAGCUGUCACAGGGUUUUGGUAAAAAGGGGCUGGGAGUAGUUGCUCCUCUGGUUAGCUGGCUCUCUUUCGCCCCAAUAUGCCCCUCUGGGCACUGGCCAAGCUCUUGUCCAAACGCCUCCAAGUCUGUGUCUGGGGAUUAGGGAUGCUGCCAGUCCUCUCCCAAAGCCAUGGCCCUCAAAGCCAAGACCACUCCGCUGUUGGGUCAAUCCCACUGAUUCCGGUGUGGAGGAUCCCGUGGGUCUCCGGCCUGUUCCCCCCUUCCCCACUUUGCAAUAAUGACCUCUUGCUUCCACGUUCUCCAGAAACAGCUGAAACGUUGUUGAUAAUAUUCAGGUUGUGGAAGCAAGAUUCAGUACUGUAGCCUUAGCGCCCCUUUAGCCCUCAGUGCAGGAAACUCAGUCGGCAUCUAUGUUCUGCCUGCCAGGGACCGACCUCGGCCGACUCCCAAAGGACCCCGAUUUUUGCUCUGAAACCUACUAUGUGUGUAUUUCCUUCAAUUAGGAUCUGUCGAAUCAAAGCUGAUUUCUCUCUGUGGUGGGUUGUAAAACGUUCUGUAUUUUUGCACUUGAUAAUAACAACGACAAUGAUAAUGUAUUUGCAGGAGAAGUGUGGCCAGGGAAGGGCCUCUGCCCCGCACGCUCAGCCGGCCGCUGUUGCUGGGUCUGGCUGGAGGGGCCAAAACGGCGGCACAGGGGUCCACUUCCCCCCCUCACUUCCCCUCUUUGGAUGGUUUCACUUUGUGCUUCCAAAGCUCAUUAAACUACACAAGUGAUUGCUUCACAA